This is a messenger RNA of Alosa alosa (allis shad), 4642 nucleotides long. RefSeq names its product NMDA receptor synaptonuclear signaling and neuronal migration factor b (gene nsmfb). The transcript has 17 exons. Lineage: Eukaryota; Metazoa; Chordata; Actinopteri; Clupeiformes; Clupeidae. Gene Ontology annotation, biological process: regulation of neuronal synaptic plasticity; positive regulation of neuron migration. The coding region runs from base 218 to 2164 and encodes 648 amino acids. The record is from RefSeq and is a predicted model, not a curated record. Gene Ontology annotation, cellular component: nucleus; cytoplasm.
AGUACUUCAGCAUCUCUUCAUAGGAAUCUCAGUUAGCUGGUGGGCUCGCAUCACACAGUCGUGCGAGAACGCCUAUCACGACGGGAGUAGGCUACAUCUCUUGGAAAGUAUGAAAUGCGGAAUAAAGGAGGAAUUUGACAAAUUCAAGUGAUAUCACAAGCAACCUACUUUUAAGGGAGAAGGAAAAGAGGCGUUUUACAUCCUCUAGGCGCGGAGCAUGGGAACUGCCGUGUCCAAGAGGAAGAAUUUAAGGAACGAUGCGAUUUCUUCUGUUGCCGCAAAAGUUAGAGCAGCCCGAGCAUUUGGAGAGUACCUGUCUCAGAACCACCCAGAGAGCCGCAACGGAUCAGCGCACCUGCUGUCUGACACAUUCAUUGGCCAAGAUACGGACUCACCAGACUUAAGCAGGCUGCACAAUAAUAACCUUCACCCUUACGCGUGUGCUACAACUCCACCUGCCAAGCCCAGCCAAGCUCAGCCCAACCACCUGGCUCUACCUAACACCACCACCUCCACCACCACCACGGCAGGCGGCAACACCACCAGUGGCGGCACCGGUACCGGUAAUACCUGCUCGUUGUCCUCCAAGCGCCACCUGUCGGUGGAGCGCAGCUUCUCCUCCGAGAGUGACUCCCAGCCACCGCCUCCACAGGCACUGGCCGGCGGCGGGGGCAGGGGCAGCGCAGCAGCGGAGGGACCGCACAAGCCGGCGCGCGUCUACACCAUCACCCGCGAGGGAGGCAUGCUGGGGGGCCGCGGGAGCGAGGAGAGCCUGGAGCUGGACGUGCUGAAGCCCGCGCAGGGCCACGCCAUGACCACAACGACCUCGUGCCACCAGCCGCAGCCGGGGAUUGGUCAGCCUGCGGCGCUGCGCGGUCAUCACCGUGGCGGCGGCAGCAGCAGCAGUGGGCACCACCGCGGAGGCAAUGGCCACGGGCAGCAGCAGCAGCAGCAGCAGCAUGCCAACCCGGGCCAGCCCCUGCAGAGCUCAAGGAGUGCCCACAACAUCCGCGAGUGGAGCGGCCGGCGGGGAGGCUCGCGCGAGGACUGCAGCCCCGACUGCGUGACGGCGUGCAUCCGGCCGCCCUGCCGCAGCCAGCGCUCGCUGGACCUAGACACCUCGCCGCGGGGGGACACCGGACGCCACCGCAAGAAGCUGGAGAGGGGCUACAGCGAGGACCGCACCUGCAUGGACGACAGAGAGGACAACGCCAACAACUGGUUCCCCAAGGAGAACAUGUUCAGCUUCCAAACGGCCACCACUACCAUGCAGGCUAUAUCGGCUUUCCGGGGCAUUGCCGAGAGAAAGCGGAGAAAAAGAGAGCAGGAAGCUACUACGCUGAUGGAGAGAAACUUCCGGAAACACCUGCGCAUGGUGGGAAGCCGUAGGAUGAAAGUUCAGACAUUCGCCGACCGCAAAGCCAAGAGUUUCAGCCGCUCCUGGAGUGACCCCACCCCCAUCAAGCCUGACUCGCUGCACGACUCCAGAGACAGUGCGGACCUGCAGACGUCCUCGGGGACGCUGGACGAGGUUGUGUGUGAUGACGUGGACUGGGAGGAGGAGAAGGAGAUGGAGAGGCUGGCCUGCGAGGGCGACUUCAUCCCACCCAAAAUUAUGUUGAUUUCAUCUAAGGUGCCAAAGGCUGAGUACGUACCCAACAUCAUCCGCAGAGAUGAUCCGUCUAUCAUCCCCAUCCUCUACGAUCAUGAGCACGCUACGUUUGAGGACAUUCUGGAGGAGAUCGACAAGAAGCUUUCCGCCUACAGGAAAGGCUGUAAGAUCUGGAACAUGCUCAUUUUCUGUCAGGGAGGCCCGGGGCACUUGUACCUUUUGAAGAACAAAGUGGCCACAUUUGCAAAGGUGGAGAAAGAAGAGGAUAUGAACAAUUUCUGGAGGAGGCUGAGUCGGAUGAUGAGCUUACUGAACCCGGAGCCUAACCUCAUCCACAUCAUGGGUUGCUACGUGCUGGGCAACACCAAUGGAGAGAAGCUUUUCCAUAACCUGAAGAAACUGAUGAGGCCAUAUGCCAUUGAGUUUAAGUCACCACUGGAGCUGUCGGCACAGGGUAAGGAGAUGAUCGAGACGUACUUUGACUUCCGCCUCUUCCGUCUGUGGAAGUCCCGUCAGCAUUCCAAGCUCCUCGACUACGAUGACCUUUUGUGAUGCGCCUGGCUUUGAGGCGGAGAGAGCUUUCAUUGACGAGGCAGCUCGUCAUGUCAUUUUUUUGAAGAGCCCUUUUGGUGGUGGUGAUGACAUUUCCUACCAUGGCCAGGGCCGGCCAGAAGUCUUGAUGGUGACUGGGACAGCCAGCUGGACGAGCGCUCUGCAGUUAGUGUUGUCCUCCUGUUGACCUCUGACCUCUUAAGAUGGGACAGAGGACAAGACAGGGGCAGAGACAGCCAGACGGAGAAAUGGAUGGGUAUUAGAAAAGAGGGAUUCUUAAAAGGUGCUGUUUCCUCCCCCCUUUUAAUUCCAUUUUUACUCUCAACUACAAGCCUAUGAAGUAGCUGAGUGAGUGAUGUGAGGAGGGAGGAUACGAGAGGAGACUACAAAGGAAGAAAGAUAAGACUUAGCAUCUAUCACCUGUUAGAGCUGUGUGGGGCUGUAGACACGAUGGAGAAAGAUUAUGAAGAAAAGUCGAGGAAAGGCACCAUACUUGGCAGCAUACUGCUAGAAGGAAAGAAAUGUAGGAACUAAAAGGGGGUGCUUGACCUCUUCUCGUAUUGACUUAGAGGGAGAAAGGACACAGUAACGUCUGUACUGAAAGUCUGUGUACCAUUUAGGUGAGGACUUGCAGUGGCCGAGAAGGCAUCUGUUCUCAGAGUCUCUUCCAUAAGAUUAAGAUAUAUUUAUCUACAUGCUUUUCACCAGGAAGAAAAGCCAAAGCCAAUAUUUCAUGUUUCUACACAUAUAUAUCCCAUAGAGACAUUUUAGGCUAUAUAGAUAUCGAUAUAUAUAUAUAUAUAUAUAUUUAAACGUAUAUAUGAAACAGUUAAGUCAUAUACUCCGAAUAUAAAGAAUAUUCAUGUUAUAUUGCACAUCUUUACUGACUGUACUCGUGUGGUGUUUUUUGUGUGUGUGUGUGUGUGUGUGUGUGGAGACUGUUAGGGGAGAUCUAUCUCAGGUUCUUAAGCUUUCGCUGACCUCCUUAGCGCCUCCAUGGCCGGCCACACGUCAGCAUCUUGGCCAGACGGGGGCCAAGCGUCGCAUCAAGUGUGCUGCACUGAGUUUUCAGAAAGCUCAGCAGGACGUCAGCACUUCUGUAUAUCAGGACAUUUGAGCUUCUUCAGGCUGUGGAAGGUAGAUGUUGGGGUGGCAGGAGUCAUGGAAAUUAUCAUUGACACACACGUGCUUUGGCAUGUGUGUGUGUGUGUGUCUGUGAGAGACUGAUAGAGAGUAAGAGCAAGUGUGUUUUUAGAUUUCUAAAGUUAGUUUUUGUGUGAAACGUCAGCAUGUGUUGUGUCUCCGCCAUGUUCUUAGCUUUGAGAGAGACAGCAAGAGCCACUUUUAUCCCCGGCUGUUGUGCUCUCCCUAUUAAAUAGUGGUCAGCCUCAGUGCUGAACGGUUUUCUUAGAACUUUCUUAGCGACGGCUGCUUUCAGCUACUCAAACCCAAUUCAGACUGUGAAGUGAUGAACAGUGACCUCCUGUUAAGUUGUAUUGUGAUGUACUAACAUAGAAGUUCCUAUAUUUUUCCUUAAUAUCAUAUGUACUUGAUCUACAUAGUAUUUGUUAUACAUAAUACAUUUUUACAUUUAAGGCCACAGAUGGACAUAAAGUUGUUAUAUGGAAAGCUUGGGGACAUAAUAAUUGAAACCAAUAGAUUUUACUGACAAGUUAAUGAGAGGUACAGUAGGUGAUCGUUGUUGUUUCAAAAAUGUGUGGUCUUUAGUUAGAUCAUCAGAAACUUAACAGAAAGAAUAACAGACAGUAAUAUAAAAGAACGUGUGGAUGUUUAGAAACACAUCGCUGUACUAGUCUGUGAAUGUGCAGUAUUUUGCUCACCAGCCGUGACAUGCUUGUUUGCUGUGACUACAGCUGCCAGGCUCCAUGUUGGUUUAGUCAGCAGCAGAGCAAUAUGGACAGCUCCCAUACACGCUUUCCUGCACACGCCGCGUUUGUCGAGGAGGGUGGUCCAUUUGAUUUUUACAGUGUUUGUUUGUUUGUUUGUUUGUUAGGGCUCAUAACAUUGCAGUCACAGAGGUGAGUGGGUCAAUGAAUGUGAGGAAACUCAAUGUUCAUUCUCGACUAUCUGUGACCAUUUUGUACACCAGACUGACAAUGUGUCUUACUCUACAUAAACAGCUGUAACAUUGUAAAACAUUUUAAAAACAUUGUGUUAUAUAUCAUGAUGCUCUUCAAAUGAUAGAAUAUAGCUGGAUAAUUCUAAAGAUGUAAACAUUGCAUGUUGCUUCACGCACAUUAUAUUACCUCAGCGUGAAGUCCAUUGGCAUACUUUAAAAAAACAGAAGAUAUUGUAAUGUAUUCAGUCAUUUAUUAAUGUUUGGCUGUAAAGUUCAUGUAAUCUGGAGUGAUGUGUGUGUGUGUGUGGUUGUGAAUCACUGGUGGUGGGGACUGAGUUUGGGAAUGCCAAGAUGGCGAGCCAAACACUGCUGGGUGAAGUGAUGAUGAUGACACUCGG